Molecule: messenger RNA, 2508 nt
Organism: Tachysurus fulvidraco (yellow catfish)
Lineage: Eukaryota; Metazoa; Chordata; Actinopteri; Siluriformes; Bagridae
Gene: sdc3
Product: syndecan 3
Exons: 5
Coding region: 344-1702 (452 amino acids)
Biological process (GO): cell migration
Cellular component (GO): cell surface; membrane
Source: RefSeq, a predicted model, not a curated record
GCGCACAUCCUCCAGAGAGAGAGAGAGAGAGAGAGAGAGAGAGAGAGAGAGAGAGAGAGAGAGAGAGAGACUGAAGGCUGGAUCUUGCUAAUUGUGAGUCCAACAGGACCUGAGCACAAAAAGUCAGUAAAACACAGAUAGGCCGUGCGCCACUGCUCCUGUUUUGGUCUUCGUGCGCUUUAGCGGGGAUUAGAUUCACCAAGAUCCCGGACAGGACGGAUGUCCCGACGACCGCCUGCACUGAACUCGGAUCCUGAAAACAGACGAUUUUAGUAUUUCCCCCGUUUUUUUGGAGACGUAGCGGGGGCAAGUGGGCGAUCCGGUGAUCCGUGUUGCUGCUGCCAUGAAGCUGCCGGGCUGGAUGGCUGUGGCGCUGCUGUUCGCGCACUCCGUAUCGACACAGCGUCACUCAUUGCGGCCAGUGGAUCAGGAGGGCUCUGGAAAUGACCUCUAUGAUGAUGAGGACUAUUUCUCUGGUUCAGGCUCAGGCUAUCCUGUGAUGGAGAUAGACUCGACUGAACCGAGUGCAUCUACCCCUACAAAAGAGUCCCUCCCAGUUUCAACCACACAGGCCUCUGGACCCGCCCCUUCAGCCCCACCCGCUGCAGAGCCUAGCAGCACCCCGGCACCAGAAGUAGACAGGGAGAGUGGCAUGGAUAAUGAGAGGGAACUGGAGAUGGAGAUGGAGAAAAAGAGAGAGCAGCAGACUGAGCAUGAGCAGGAGAUGGAGAGGGUGCGGGAAAGGGAAAGAGAGUGGGAGAGGGAAAGAGAGCGAGAGAGGGAGAGAGAGCGAGAGAAGGAGAGAGAGCGAGAAAGGGAGAGAGAAAGGGAGAGAGAACGGGAUAGAGAGAGGGAGAGAGAAAGAGAGAGGGAGAGAGAACGUGAACAUGAACGUGAAAAAGAAAGAGAGAGGGCAAGAAGUACAACUGCCCCCAUUGUUCCAAAAAUGACCACAGACACUCUAAUGAUUUUAAACAAGACCCCCAGUCCCAAUGAGGAUAUAGUCACCACUGAAGAAGAGGAUGGUUUGUUUAUUUCUACAGAAACCUCCCCCUUCGAAUCAUUCAGCUCAGAGGACCUCUUCACAGAUGACAUCGUAACCACUGAGGUGGCUCCUAUCACUAUUGCUUCCACUACAGCUAGGCCAAUCACGACUCCUGCCACACCCAGCACCACCCCUCCUCGAUCACGAAAACCUCAUCCUGUUCCCAGUAUCUCUCCUAAACGUCCACGGAAACCCCAAGCUACAGCCAGCCCAGCCACACCCACUGAAAGUACACGCCCAGUGCCAACUUCUACAGUACAGGUAAAAACACCAGAAACAGACAUUAAUAAUGAAGUUGCAGUUGCUGGUCCCAGUGGGGACUCUGAGAUCCGAGAGGAGGAUGGACGACGAGGAAAUGAAUUAGGGCACGGCAAAGGUGCAUCGGACGUUGGUGCAGAGCCUGAUUUAACUGGCAACACAAUAGAUACAGGAAGUUCAGCUGCUCAGCUUCCUCAGAAAAACAUCUUGGAAAGAAAAGAAGUUUUGAUAGCUGUGAUUGUUGGCGGUGUAGUUGGCGCACUGUUUGCUGCAUUCCUGGUCAUGUUACUUGUAUAUCGAAUGAAAAAGAAGGAUGAAGGCAGCUACACUCUGGAGGAACCCAAACAAGCCACAGUUACUUAUCAGAAACCAGACAAGCAGGAGGAAUUCUAUGCCUAAAAUCUACACUCUUUCUUUUGCAUUCCUCCAUCCUUCUAGCCUCUACUCCCUCCGACCCUCCUAUCUUCCUGUCAUUUCUAUCUCUGUUUUCUCCUGACUCUCUCCUUUCUCCAUGGGAGUGCCUGCCACUCUGCGGACUUAGGACUUUCUUUUGAAUGGGAAAAAAAGAUCAUCAAAAUAAAAAAAGGCUUUGGACAGAGUUUUGCAGAUCUGCUAGGGAGAGAUAGGGACUCCAUACAUAAAAAACAAAACAAAAAACAAAACAAAAAAAACCCCAAAACAAAACAUUUUUUUAAGUACACGUUGCUAUUGAUAUGUUUAAAAAUUGUUGUUCUAUAAAAUUAUGACAUAAAACAUUUUGUAAAGACACAUGUUCUAUAAAUGCACAAUAUUCCUCUCCAGCUGAGCAUGGAAGUCAAGACGCAUGACAGAGGGAGUGAGGAAGGAUAAAAGGUUAUGGUGGGGCAGAGAGGGUCAAUGGAAAGGAAUGAAAAAGAUAAGACAAAGAGAGAGAAGUGGGGAAGGAAUUUUGGGGCCAUGCUAUUCUGAAAAGGUCAUGCUUCUGUCACAAGGGUCGCGUUUUGUGCCUUCCAUUCCCCUGGUGCUUGAAGCUGAGCAUGACCGCAGAACGGUGUGUGGGUUUGAGUAUGUGUGUGUGAGACUGGGGUGUCAUGAAAUUGCUGCCAUCUCUGGCCUAUGUAAGUCACACACACACACACACACACACACACACACACACACACACACACACACACACACACACACACACACACACACACACACACACACACACACACACACAUACA